Messenger RNA from Propithecus coquereli (Coquerel's sifaka), 4472 nucleotides. Its product is annotated as serine/threonine-protein phosphatase 6 regulatory ankyrin repeat subunit A-like. The transcript is spliced from 4 exons. Bases 1 to 483 code for a protein of 160 amino acids. Lineage: Eukaryota; Metazoa; Chordata; Mammalia; Primates; Indriidae. The record is from RefSeq and is a predicted model, not a curated record. Gene Ontology annotation, molecular function: protein binding.
AUGAGUGACACAGAUAAUAGGUGUAAUGGGAAUUCUAAGAAUAAAUGCUUCACUGAAGUGGGUCACGAAAAAUGUGCCUUGUUAAUACUUGACAAGAUACAAGAUGAGAGCCUUAUUAAUGCAAAAAAUAAUGCACUGCAGACACCCCUCCAUGUUGCUGCACGCAAUGGCUUGAAGGUAGUAGUUGAGGAGUUGCUGGCCAAAGGGGCCUGUGUCCUCGCUGUCGAUGAAAAUGGUCAUACCCCGGCCCUGGCUUGCGCUCCUAACAAAGACGUGGCUGACUGCCUGGCCCUCAUUUUGGCUACCAUGAUGCCUUUUUCUCCUUCCGGUACAAUGACGGCUGUCAACUUCGUUUGUUUUAAAAAAGACAAUUUGAGCAGGACAACCCUCUCCAAUCUGGGUAGCAUGGUUAGCCUGUGCAGUAACAACGUAGGCUCGGAGGAUGGGUACAAUGAAAACGAUUCUGAUUCGGAAACAUUUUGACUUUGGACUGUAGAAGCUUUUCCUUGAUCACCUGUGUUGGAGGAAGGGAAGGAAGCUUGAAUUCCAGGUUUAUGUUGUGUUCAAGUAUCAUUUGGGGCUCAGGCUUCCAGAAGCCAGUAGAGAAGGAAUUAAUCGAACCAAGGGAGGGCAGAGAGGCUGUUGGGUGAAACACUCACACAGAUGGGCCCUGAUUUUGUUUUGGUUCAUGUUUUCCUUAGAUCUAAGGUACUUCUGUGAAAGUCUACCUCUCAUUUUAAGUAAGGAAUAAAAAAUGUAUUUAAUUCCUUUUCUUUGGGGAUAAUGCAACCAAGAGGCAACUGCUUGCUAUAAAGAAUCUUUCUUCAUGCACUCAGCAGUGAGUUCUCAGAAGUAUAUCAAUGUGGCAUUCAGAUCCCCUGGGAGGGGAGGGACGAGGUAGAUAGGAAACACCUCGAACCUCUUCUCACUUUGAUGUUUACGUCCUCACCAGAAGCCAAAGGUAAAGGUGUUCAUCUUCAGAAAUAAUGCCUGUAAUAAUCUUCGUAGGGGAGUCCAGCUAUUCAUAUCCUGUCUAUAGCAAGCACUUAAAUAUCCAGAACUUCUUUCUGAGGAUCUUUGUUAAAGUUGCCAGAUGAAUUGAAAAACUGAACUUUUUUUCAUUUAACACAAAUAUAGCACCCAGUGUUCCCCACAACAAGCUUGUAACUAAUUUUCACCCAAGUGAUUGAACCAAAAUCUGUCUAAUAACAUUUCAGGUGAAAAUUAUAUUGUACCGAAACUUUGAGAUAAUAUGCAUAUUUAACAUUAAACUGCCCCUUGUUAAUUCUUUCUUAAAUCAAAAUACUAUUUUAAAACCAGAAUCAUCAGCAUUGUUCAUCAAUAGUAAAAUGUUAAUGAGCUGCUUAGUCAAGGUCAUGCCAAGUGAGUGAAAGUGUGACUGCAAAAGGAAGCAAAGAAAGUAAAAGCAGAAAGUAGAAACGGGUGAUAGAGAAAUUAAAGCCAAUUGCCAGUUGUUUGAUGAUGAAUCAACAUAGUGAAUGCUGUGUCUACUCCCUCUGCCAAAGCUUCUAGGUCAAAUGGACCCCGUUCCGCACCUGGAACAGCUGUACAAAAAGAAGAAUGAGACUCUUUAAAAAUUGUGCACAUAUACACACAUGUGUGCGCAUAUGUAUAUAUAUAUGUAUGUAUGUAGUUCAUCAACCAGCUAUCCAUGAGGACCAAAAUGCUUCAGUCUAAAAUGGAAGAUUUAAAUUUUUUUUCCUUCAAAAUGCAAAUGAGAACUGAAGUAGCUUUUCUAUGGAGUUAAAAUGUAGUCUUUUGGCGUACCAGUCUUUGUUGUAUUUUAUAUUUCUUAUGACACAGAUUUCUAGUUGACAGCUUAACAUUUGUAACUGAUAAUGUGUCGACCAUGGUUUAUUUUUUGCCAGACUACAGAAAAUGUCCAUGUACUUUUGAUGUAAAUGUGUUUAUAUUUAUUUGAAAUGAAACAAAUACCAAGGAAACAUCCAUUGUUUAAUUGCUAUGUAUCUUAUUUGGAAUAACAGAGAAGUGGAAAACACACUUGACCCUGGGCUAGCCAACAGCCCUGGGGCCAGACCCAGCAUUUCCCCUGCUAAGGUUUCCAGUGGACCCUCAGGUUCUUCCGUGUUGGUUAGAGACGGGUACGACAUUCAUCACUCAACCCCAGUCUGUAGCCAGCUUAGAGCUUAGAAGACAUUGCAGUCUGCAUGCUCGUCCGCGAGAUGAAGACUGAAGUGUGUAGUGGAUCAUUUACAUAAAGGUGGCCCAAAGAAGAUCCAGAAAUUACCCUAAAUACACUGAAAAUCUCACCUGGUCCCAGUAACCUAAUGGGAAAUGAUGUCAUUGUGUGGGCACAUGUGCCAAGAGAGAAAUAAAAAUCACCAGCUCAAGUGCUAUUUUCCACUUGAGGAAGAGACAGGAAAGAAAUAUGUUGAAUUAGGACGGUCCUCUCCCACAUUUUAUAAUGGGUUUCAUUUUCAUCCUGGAAAUUUCUAUUCAUAGUGUAUGUGAGAGAUUUUUAAAACAGUGUUCUAUCAUAUCUGGAUCAAAUACAGAUACUGUAUUAUAUUUUUCAUCUAGCUGUAAAAAACUUUAAUCUCUUUUAAUAUCCUGGAUUUAAUUAAAACUCAUGUUGGAUUCUUCACAAAUGAGAACUUGUUCAAAGGACUUAAGAACUGAUAUUAAUUUCAUUGUCAAUUUUCAACAUGACCACCAUUUUUUAAAAAAAAUCUUGGUGUUGUGUUUCCCUCCUUCUCUGUCCUUUUUGUUUAUUUAGAGAAGAUGAAUUUUUAAAAAGUAGAUAAAGUGCUAAUGAGCAAUAAUGACCUUAUCUUUACCAAAACACUGAAAAUAAGGGAGAUCCAAUGUUGAAGAAGCACAAUAUACUGCGGUGUCUUUUUCUAGAAGUCAAUGGAAAUCUUGCUCAGUUGGCAUUUAAAGCAGAAAAUAACAAUGCCUGUAUCAAUGGGGAAGCGGCGUUAACAUGUUUCCUGUAGAGUAGCAGAGAGUACAAGGAUCCUUUCAGCAAAGCUGCGACCAGCCAUGAGACAGUAUCUUCUCCAUGGAGCUGCACUUUUCUCCACUCUCUUACCGGUAAGAGGAGGACAAAGGAACAAAGUGAAAUCAUGCUUACAAUGAAUCACUCAAUAUAUCUCUCUACCCCUCUCUCUCUAUUUCUCCCUUCCCCCAAGACCAAAUUUUUUUCUUUAAGCAAUGACUUUCAAAGCUAUAAUUUCUGUGUUUUGAUUACAUCUCCUAGAAAUACAAUUAUGUUUGUAACAUAGCCUUCUAAGAAAAAAAAACAAACAGAAAAAUGUUGUGUUUUUUCAUUGUGUCUUAGUUGCUUAGUGCUUUUACCUAGAUGUGUUAUUUUUAGACUGUAUUUUAACCACAACCACAGGGAUCAUGUUUCAUUGCACUUACCUAUUCACCAGUGUCUAUCUUUGGUAAAUACAUUACUAUCUCCAAAUUGCCUAAAAUCUGCUAUGAUUCUACAGUAAAUAGCUCAGGGGAUUUCUAUUUAUCACUACUAAAAGGGCACCAUAGUAUGUUUUGGUACUUUAGGCAGUAAACACUGCUUCAUUUAUUAUUUUAUUAUUAAAUUAGAACAAGAACAUCAAAUGAAUUUGCUGCACUAGUUAUUCUUUGUACUGUUGAGCAACUUGGUGUGCUUAUCUGUUGCGUUAGUUGAAGAACUCAUCCCUUUUUUGUCUUGUAAUAUGAAGUUAGAGUGCCUUUUUAUAUUUGUAUAUUCUGAAAAUGUUCUGUGAAAUGUUUUGUAUUUUUUUCAUUUGAGUGUUAUCAGAGCAAUAUGAUACCAGUGAGUUUUCAUUUCAGCCUUUCUUUGAAUGUGUAAAGUGUCUUUUUUCCUAUUUCCCCUUUUACUUGCAUUGAAAUGAAUAUGAAAAUGCUGAAGUUUUCUAUAGGGAUUAUGUUGGAUUUUGCAGUGCUGAAAUGCUUUCUUCUUACAAAACUGUAAACCAUAGGUCAGUAUUAUAGGGGAAAAGCGUUUUAAGAUAGUGACAAUCUGAGUGUUUGUAUCAAAUGUAAUUCUAUGCGUUUCUUAUGCAGUGAUCUAAAAGUUCAAUGCAAAUAUCUUUUGUUUGGUAGUUUUGUCUACAUAUUUUAUGCUUUAGCAUGUGCAAUAUAUAUUUGCAAAGCACGAUGAUACAAAUCUGGUGCCAGUGUUAUAUUUUGCAUAACAUAUUUGUAACAGCAUAAAAUAUUGUUUGAUGAUUUCAGUGGGAUUUGUCUAUAAUGUUUUCUAUGUAAAUUGGAGUUGAAUGACUCUGGUAAAUGUCAUGAUGGUAAAAAUGAGGAAAAUGACUUUUAGUUCAGUGAAUGACUUUGAACCUAUCUGAAUCUUCUCAAGCACAGUUUAAUACUUUUGCAACUACUGAAUGCUCUAAUAAUGUAAUGAAGUACUUAACUGAAAUAUACUAUGGAAAUGCAUUCAGAUGGUUAUUUUUACAAAUAAAAACGGUACAAAU